GUUUUGAGCUCAGUGACAGUGAGUCUCUCAGUCUCGGAGCUCACUAGUUGUUAUGCCCUCUCACAAAACCCGCCAUUUUCUGUCUUUGGCGCUCCUCCUCUUCAAACCAAACCCUAACCCUAACCUUCGUGCUCUCUCCUUGCGAUUCUUCUCCAACCAGUCAUGGCUUUCCGUACGAGGCAACCCCAUCAUCAAGUGGCCCUCGCCGCCCGACGCACCCUGCUCUCUUCCGCACCCGAACCCCGCCCCAAACCCUAACCAUAACCCUAAUAGCUCCGGCCCCAAUUUUUCACAAAAUGACUUCUCUACCAUCGCUAACCUUCUCGCCGACCCUAGCAUUUCCCCCGGUUCAUCGCUCCAGAGCGCAUUGGACCGGACUGGAAUCGAGCCGGGUCCGUGUCUGUUACAGGCUGUGUUCGACCACUUCGAUUCGUCUCCCAAAUUGCUUCACACGCUGUUUCUUUGGGCAGAAAAGCGGCCGGGGGUUCGAACCUCUGUGACGCUCUUCGGCUCCAUGAUCAAUGUGCUUGCUAAGUCGAGGGAGUUCGAGUCGGCUUGGUCUCUGAUUCUUAAUCGGAUCGGUAGAGAUGAGGAGCCUGGUUUGGUUUCUGUAGAUACGUUUGUGAUCAUGAUCAGACGGUAUUCCCGCGCAGGUAUGUCCCAAUCUGCAAUCAGGACUUUUGAAUUUGCAAGUAAUUCAGACUCGUUUCUCAAUUCAGAGUCAGAAAUGAGUUUGUUUGAAGUUUUGUUGGAUUCCCUUUGUAAGGAAGGCCUUGUUAGGGUGGCUUCAGAGUACUUUGAUAUGAAAAGAAAGUUGCAUCCAGAUUGGAUUCCAUCAGUUCGGGUUUAUAAUAUACUGUUGAAUGGAUGGUUUCGAUCAAGGAAGCUGAAACAGGCAGAGCGGCUUUGGGCGGAGAUGAAGAGGGAUAAUGUGAAACCUAGUGUUGUAACAUAUGGUACACUGGUUGAAGGAUAUUGUCGGAUGCGUCGUGCUGAAAUUGCAAUUGAAUUGGUGAGUGAGAUGAGGAGUGAAGGAAUUGAGCCCAAUGCAAUUGUGUAUAAUCCAAUAAUUGAUGCGUUGGGGGAAGCUGGGAAGUUCAAGGAGGCAUUGGGGAUGAUGGAGCGCUUUCUGGUCCUCGAAUCAGGCCCUACUAUUUCAACAUACAAUUCGCUGGUAAAGGGCUAUUGCAAGGCCGGAGAUCUUGUAGGGGCUAGUAAGAUCCUUAAGAUGAUGAUAAGUAGGGGUUGUGUCCCUACUCCAACAACCUAUAACUAUUUCUUUAGGUACUUUUCAAAGUUCGGGAAAAUUGAGGAGGGAAUGAACCUUUAUACCAAAAUGAUUGAAUCUGGGUAUACCCCAGAUCGGCUUACUUUCCAUCUUUUGUUGAAGAUGUUGUGUGACGAGGGGAGAUUGGAUUUGGCAGUUCAAGUUAGCAAGGAAAUGAGAUCUAGGGGAUCGGAUAUGGAUUUAGCGACAAGCACCAUGCUGAUUCAUUUGCUUUGCAAUAUGCAUAAAUUCAAAGAGGCUUUUGCAGAGUUUGAGGACAUGAUACGGAGGGGUUUAGUUCCUCAGUAUCUUACUUUUCAGAGAAUGAAUGACGAGUUAAGGAAACAAGGAAUGACUGAGAUGGCGCAUAAGCUGUGCAACAUGAUGUCUUCCGUUCCUCAUUCAACAAAUUUGCCAAACACAUAUGUCAGAGAAAGAGAUGCAUCUCAUGCAAGGAGAAAAUCUAUAAUCCAGAAGGCUGAAGCAAUGUCUGAUCUGUUGAAAACUUGUUCAGAUCCAAGAGAACUUGCCAAGUAUAGAAGUUCGCCUGAGAAUGUUGUAUCAAGAGCGAACCAGUUGGUAGAGGAUAUUAAGAGAAAAGCUAACAUCCAAUGACAUAUAUUUUUGCAAAGCUAACAUCCAAUGAUAUAUAUUUUUGCUUUUCUUGGGUAACAGGCAUUAAGUUUUGGAUUCAGUUGGCAUUCUCUGAAAGGAAGGUAAACAGGAGUUUACUGCAGGAUACAGAGGAAGUUUGCCAGCAGAAGAAAUAAAGACUCUUUAAAUUCAUGUGCAUUUUGGUAAAAGUUCGAUAUUUAUAUGGGACAACUACUUUUGGAGGGCUACCUUUAUAUGGAUUCAGACUACUUGUAACGUUAGAAACUUUUUGCAAUGUUGUAGCUGUGCAGCAUUCUGAAUCCUGAUGGACGUCUAUUAUGCAGUCAAGUGGUUUGAAUGCAGGUUCAUCACACGUACAAACUGCGUUGUGGUGGUACAAGUAAAGAGAGAGUAUGAAAGAGACUAUGAGACAUAACUGGAUGUGCGUCUGGACUUUGGAGUCUGGGGGCCCUCAAGGAUGGUGAAGUCUGUGUCCUUUGUAAAUAGACGGCAGUCGACCAUUGAAACAGGAACGCGCAUGGCUCACUGGAUGCCCUGUCUUUGCAUGUGGACUUGUGCAUUUGGAAUAUGUCGAAGGUCCUCAAAUACACACAAUUACAUAAUAACAUGGGUUGAAGAGAAGUCUUCGCAUAUUUUUUUGUUCGCAAGUGCAUAAGAUGCAAAAGAGAAAGAACCAUCAAAACGAGCUACCAGCCGUUCUAUUUUUGUGUGGCAGUGUUGUAUUACUAGCAGCUUUUUUAUAAAAUAUUUUUUUCCUU
Molecule: messenger RNA, 2640 nt
Organism: Prunus avium (sweet cherry)
Lineage: Eukaryota; Viridiplantae; Streptophyta; Magnoliopsida; Rosales; Rosaceae
Source: RefSeq, a predicted model, not a curated record